Messenger RNA from Acomys russatus (golden spiny mouse), 2662 nucleotides. It is a transcript of the gene Ranbp9, whose product is annotated as RAN binding protein 9. Gene Ontology annotation, cellular component: cytoplasm. The transcript is spliced from 14 exons. Bases 122 to 2254 code for a protein of 710 amino acids. Gene Ontology annotation, molecular function: protein binding. The record is from RefSeq and is a predicted model, not a curated record. NCBI's taxonomy places the organism in Eukaryota, Metazoa, Chordata, Mammalia, Rodentia, Muridae. Gene Ontology annotation, biological process: cell surface receptor signaling pathway; cytoskeleton organization.
UGCUUCCGGGGCGGGCGGACUCUGGGCGCCUGGUGCCGGCGGCCGCAGCGACAGCGCCCCCGGGAAAGCGCAGGAGGAAGCAGGGACGAGUGGAGGUGCCGCAGGCUGAGUCGCGGCCGGGAUGUCCGGGCAGCAGCCGCCGCCGCCUCCGCCGCCGCAACAGCAGCCGCCGCCGCCGCCGCCCGCCGCCGGGGCCCCGGGCUCCGGAGUCGCCCUGCCCGCGGCCGCCAGCGCCGGCUCCUCCCCGGCUGGCUCUCCCGGCGGAGGCUUAGGGGCCGCGGCGGCCGCCCUGCUGCUCCACCCGCCGCCGCCGCCGCCCCCGCCCCCGUCCACCGCCGCUCCGCCGCCCCCCGCCUCGGCGGCCGCCCCCGCCAGCGCGCCGCCCGGGCUGGCCGCGGGCUCCGGUUCGGCCGCAGGCGUCCCGGUCCCGGGCCUAGCGGCGAGUAGCAGCGCCGCGGCCCCUUUCCCGCACGGCGACUCGGCCCUCAACGAGCAGGAGAAGGAACUGCAGCGGCGACUGAAGCGCCUCUACCCGGCGGUGGACGAGCAGGAGACGCCGCUGCCCCGGUCCUGGAGCCCGAAGGACAAGUUCAGCUACAUCGGCCUCUCGCAGAACAACCUGCGGGUGCACUACAAAGGUCAUGGUAAAACUCCCAAAGAUGCAGCAUCUGUUCGAGCCACGCAUCCGAUACCAGCAGCCUGUGGGAUUUAUUAUUUUGAAGUAAAAAUUGUCAGUAAGGGAAGAGAUGGCUACAUGGGAAUUGGUCUUUCUGCUCAAGGUGUGAACAUGAAUAGACUACCAGGUUGGGAUAAGCAUUCAUAUGGUUACCAUGGGGAUGAUGGACAUUCAUUUUGUUCUUCUGGAACUGGACAACCCUAUGGACCAACUUUUACAACUGGUGAUGUCAUUGGCUGUUGUGUUAAUCUUAUCAACAAUACCUGCUUUUACACGAAGAAUGGACAUAGUUUAGGUAUUGCUUUCACUGACUUACCGCCAAAUUUGUAUCCUACUGUUGGGCUUCAGACACCAGGAGAAGUGGUUGAUGCCAACUUUGGGCAACAUCCUUUUGUGUUUGAUAUAGAAGACUACAUGCGAGAAUGGAGAACCAAGAUACAGGCCCAGAUAGACCGGUUUCCCAUUGGGGAUCGAGAAGGAGAGUGGCAGACCAUGAUACAAAAAAUGGUUUCAUCGUAUUUAGUCCACCACGGGUACUGUGCCACAGCAGAGGCCUUUGCCAGAUCUACAGACCAGACUGUUCUAGAAGAAUUAGCUUCCAUUAAGAAUAGACAAAGAAUUCAGAAGUUGGUGUUAGCGGGACGCAUGGGAGAAGCCAUUGAAACAACACAACAGCUAUACCCAAGUUUACUUGAAAGAAAUCCUAAUCUCCUUUUCACAUUAAAAGUUCGUCAGUUUAUAGAAAUGGUGAAUGGUACAGAUAGUGAAGUGCGGUGUUUGGGAGGCCGAAGUCCAAAAUCUCAAGACAGUUACCCCGUCAGUCCUCGGCCUUUUAGUAGCCCAAGUAUGAGUCCCAGCCACGGAAUGAGCAUCCACAGUUUAGCGCCAGGCAAAAGCAGUACUGCACAUUUUUCUGGUUUUGAAAGUUGUAGCAAUGGUGUAAUAUCAAAUAAAGCACAUCAAUCAUAUUGCCAUAGUAAACAUCAGUUAUCCAGCUUGAAUGUACCAGAACUAAACAGUAUCAAUGUGUCAAGGUCACAGCAAGUUAAUAACUUCACCAGUAAUGAUGUAGACAUGGAAACAGAUCACUACUCCAAUGGAGUUGGAGAAACUUCAUCCAAUGGUUUCCUAAAUGGUAGCUCUAAACAUGACCACGAAAUGGAAGAUUGUGACACCGAAAUGGAAGUUGACUCCAGUCAGUUAAGACGCCAGCUGUGUGGAGGAAGUCAGGCUGCCAUAGAAAGAAUGAUUCAUUUUGGCCGAGAGCUACAAGUCAUGAGUGAGCAGCUGAGGAGAGAAUGUGGCAAGAACACAACAAACAAGAAAAUGCUGAAGGACGCGUUUAGUUUACUAGCGUACUCAGAUCCUUGGAAUAGUCCAGUUGGAAAUCAGCUUGAUCCAAUUCAGAGAGAACCUGUGUGCUCAGCUCUUAACAGUGCAAUACUAGAAACCCACAAUCUGCCAAAGCAACCUCCACUUGCCCUAGCAAUGGGACAGGCCACACAAUGUUUAGGACUGAUGGCUCGAUCAGGAAUUGGAUCCUGUGCAUUUGCCACAGUGGAAGACUACCUACAUUAGCUAUGCACUUCAGGAGCUCACACUUCAUUGUGGCAAAUAGUCAACAUGGAAGUAGACCGGCUCUGCUGAUUUGAAAUUUAGAUUUUUUUAAUUAUGUACUGGGGACAGGUUUUUGUCGCUUUACAUUGCUUCCUAGUUUACAGCAUGAUGCAAAUGAUUUUCUAACUUAGUGUUAGGAGAAAAUAUUUUCCAUCUUUUAACCUCUUAGUUGUCUAAGAGUUAAAAUAUUACUGAAUUUCAGACGUUCAAAUUGAUCAUCAGAAAUCCUUUAAAACAAUUACCUAAAAGAAACCAAAAGUCCUGCCUUCUUUGUUGGGGGGAGAAGGGGGGAAGGAAAUGGAACAAGUUGUGUUUGUGUUAGCAUGUGGGUGAUGUAAACUACAAAUUGGGAGCUGUUCCGACCCCCGC